AUGUGGUAUGUGUGUAGCGGUGCUGCAGCCCACCGCCUCCAAACACGAGAUGGCGCCGACGUGGUCUCGCGGCGGGGACAACCUUGGCCGCCCAGUCCCUCGACUCAGCGCGUUGGCCGAGGUUUGAAUGCAAGGCGUGACCUUAACCCUGUAGUCGACCUACAGCCGGAUGUCAUCUUCAUUACAGAGACCGGGUUACAUACCGACGUAAUGGAUGCCGAAAUUGUACCUGGUGCUUACCAGAUUUUUCGUCGGGAUGGUCUAUGCAAAGGAGGAGGAGGAAUAAUAGUCUUUGUCAGGAUGGGCCUCGUUGCAUCAGAAAGUAAAAUCAGUUACUCCUAUGAUUGCUAA
This is a messenger RNA of Dibothriocephalus latus, 351 nucleotides long. The record is from the annotation of a GenBank genome assembly. NCBI's taxonomy places the organism in Eukaryota, Metazoa, Platyhelminthes, Cestoda, Diphyllobothriidea, Diphyllobothriidae.